Molecule: messenger RNA, 660 nt
Organism: Cornus florida
Lineage: Eukaryota; Viridiplantae; Streptophyta; Magnoliopsida; Cornales; Cornaceae
Exons: 1
Coding region: 1-660 (219 amino acids)
Source: RefSeq, a predicted model, not a curated record
AUGAUCAAAUGCCUUAACGUAGAAGAUCUCUAUGUCGUUUAUGGCAGCGACCUCUCUGAUUCUGACGAUAUUUUAUAUGAAAUUUCAAGUCAAUUCUCAGAAUCAAGUGAUGAGAGCGAUGAAGACAUCCGUAUGAUGCAGUUUACUUUUCCUCAAGAUGACGAAACCUCUCACAUUAAAUUAAGCAGUAUUAUUGGUGAAGAAGUCCAGUUUACGAACGAACAACUCAUUCAGUUCACUAAACUCCAGAAGCUGAAAAAAGAAGAAGUCUACAAAACUUCCAAGUUCUCCAUUUUUUCAAAAAGGAUCCUUGAACAAUUCAGCGGUGAUACCACUAGCGAUUACACCUCUAGUGGCAAGUAUGGAUUCAAUAUCCUCAACAACGACAAGGUUGCUCGAUGGCGACAGCAGAAUCCUUUUGCACGCUACAUUUAUAUAGGAAUGGUUCAGAUCAAAAUUACUUCUCUGUUCCGCAAAGGAACUGAUCAACCCAUUCCUACCCUCGUUAUGGAUAAUCGAUUCCAUAAUCCUAUUGAUGCCCUCAUUGGUGGCGUUCAAUCCAAUCUUGUUAAUAACGUAAUUUGGUUUAAAAUCAAACCAAAUUAUUUUGUUUAUCUUUCUGACCCCAACAUUGAGAGAGUUCUCCAAGUAAAACUUUAA